Messenger RNA from Pseudopodoces humilis (Tibetan ground-tit), 1232 nucleotides. It is a transcript of the gene MYDGF, whose product is annotated as myeloid derived growth factor. The record is from RefSeq and is a predicted model, not a curated record. NCBI's taxonomy places the organism in Eukaryota, Metazoa, Chordata, Aves, Passeriformes, Paridae. Gene Ontology annotation, biological process: positive regulation of angiogenesis; positive regulation of endothelial cell proliferation.
AUGGCGGCGCCCAGCGGGAGGAGCGGCCGGCGCGCGUGGGCCGUGCUGGUGCCCGCAGCCCUGCUGUGCCUGGCGGCCCAGACGGCCGCGGAACCGGGCACGGCCCCGGGCACGGACCCGAGCACGGCCGAGUUCGACGUGCGGCCCGGCGGGGAGGUUCAUUCCUUCUCCCGGAGCCUGGGGGAUUACGGCUGCACCUUCACCUACUCGGCCCAGGGCGGCACGAACGAGCAAUGGCAGAUGAACAUCGGAGUGAGCGAGGACAGCGGGCUCUUCUCCUGCUCCAUCUGGAGGCCCCAAGGGAAGUCUUAUCUCUUCUUUACCCAGUUUAAAGCUGAAGUGAAAGGAGCCAAGAUAGAGUAUGCCAUGGCUUAUUCUCAGGCUGCUGUGGGUGCCCAGAGCGACAUCCCCUUAAAACAGGAAGAAUUUGAGAUCACUGACACAACAGUGUCUCACAGGGAAGGCAAGUUCCGUUUCGAGCUGUCCAAACUCGUGAUCGUAGCAAAAACCCCCCGUGACGAGCUGUGACCCCCAGGCCAGCCCUGGGCAGGGGGCUCUGCCUGACCAGCGUGGCAGUGAAGGAAUUUCCUGCUGACCUGCAGGCUUUUGCUUUUGGUUGGCCAAACCUUUUCUGUUUUCCAUACUGAAAUGUUCCGGGGACCGACGCGAGCGGGGUUUGGAGGUGAGGACGGAUUUGUUCCGCCGUGUGUCAGUGACACCGUGCUCUGCAGCUGAGAGCUGCCACUCCUCCCGUGCCCCUUCCUGCCUGGCUGAGCUGCUGAGCAGAGCUCCCUGGAAAGGGGCUCCUUAUCUGCCUGCCUGGGAAGAGCCUGCAGGGAGAUAAGUGCCUGGAUUUCAGUGAUUUUUCCCUUGCUAAAGGGAAGUUGUUAACUCUGUAGUCUCUGGAGGGGAGAUGGGAUUUGUCUCUCCACCAGCUUGACAGGAGGAAAUAAUUAAUUGAGAGGGAGGGAGGGAUUUGGCCAAAGCUCUGAUUCCAUGGCAAGUGUGUGGCUGGGGUGGAUCCAGAGCUGGGCUUGGGUGGGGGAAGGCAGAGCAGUUUAUUCUGACACAAUCAGGAAUCAAUCCAGGCAACACUUCCACAUCUCAGUACAGCCACGGGACUGUUUUAUACCUACAGAAAAGUGAUUUUUUUCUUAUCCAGAGUAAUAACAGGGAAUGUGCAAUUCCUUUCCUGAGUAAAUACAGCACAAAUAAAGAAAUAAAGCAUCGUG